This is a messenger RNA of Scomber scombrus (Atlantic mackerel), 2385 nucleotides long. RefSeq names its product Ras and Rab interactor 1b (gene rin1b). The transcript has 11 exons. Bases 1 to 2385 code for a protein of 794 amino acids. Gene Ontology annotation, molecular function: small GTPase binding; guanyl-nucleotide exchange factor activity. Lineage: Eukaryota; Metazoa; Chordata; Actinopteri; Scombriformes; Scombridae. Gene Ontology annotation, biological process: vesicle-mediated transport. The record is from RefSeq and is a predicted model, not a curated record. Gene Ontology annotation, cellular component: cytosol; endocytic vesicle.
AUGCAGGCGUUGGCCAGCACCCAGCGAGGCUCUCCGAAAGCCUUCAGCGUCCUGGAUCGUCUUCUGCUGACACAUCCGGUGUGGCUGCAGCUGUCACUCAACCAAGACUCUGCCCUCUACAUCCUGCUCAGAGAGCCUGUUGGGACAUUUUUGGUGCGCAAAUGCAGCUCCAGCCAGAGGAAGGUGCUGUGUUUGAGAGUAACAGCUGACAGAAGUUCCUCCUGUAUUAAGGAGUGCUUCAUCUGUGAGGAAGACUCCACAUUCGCCUUGGAGAGCUCAGCACUCAGCUUCCCCGACCUGUGUCGACUGGUGGCCUUCUACUGUGUCAGCAGGGAUGUGUUGCCUUUCCCUCUUCAGCUACCAGACGCCAUCGCUGAAGCCACAACGCACAGGCAGCUGGAGGCCAUCUCUCACAUGGGACAAGACUUCUGGAGCUUGCCGACUGCUUCUGAGAUCCAAAAUGGACCGGUGGACCUGGAUGAAACAACCAGCGGCAGCCAGGGCCAGACGGCGGUGAACCUGCUGACCCAAGGCAGACAAGGCAAACUCUGCUUCAUCAACCCGCUCUUCCUGCAGCUGGAAGUCAGCAAGCCACAACUCACAAACCACAGUGCCUCCAAUAAAAGGCACCGCUUCAAGCGCAGCAUGCGGCUCCGGCUCUCCGAGUCCUCCAUGAAUCUGUCCCUCGAAGGGGUCGGCUCCUACUCACCUCCCCCGUCAGUGGAGCAUCCCGGCGGGUCAGAGCGGCUGCAAAAGUCCGGCGACAACCCACAGAGGAGAGUUCACGCUGGGGCAGGAGUCUUGAGGAGAACCCCUGCUGUAUCACCCGGGUCUGCAGAGGAAGAUGACAUGAUUUCUGCCUACGUGCCACAAGUAAUAACAGUAACAUCUGCCAAGGAGGAAGAUCCUCCAAUGCCCCAGCCGUCUGCCCGAGCAGAGGAGCCAGGCAUUGAGGUGGCAGUUCUGGCCUUGGAUCGUCGCCCUGCUCCCUCCCUGGCCGAGCUCGACAGCAGCAGCUCCUUCAGCAGUAUGGAUGAGGAAAAUGACUCCGAUUCAGAUCCAGAAAGCAUGGCCCAAUUCCAGAUGCACACCUACCAGCGCCCGCCACUGUUGCGCUCUCGAGGCCGCGGUGGGUUGCAUCGCAUGAGCGAGGCGUUUGUGUGUUUCUUUGCUCCGGACAAGCGGCUGACACGACUGGUGGAGGAGCUGUCCAGAGAUAGACGCUCCAUCUUUGGAGGCAUGGUUCAGGACUUCCUCAUGGCACAGAGAGGGGCGCUCAAAUCCUUGGCUGCCUCUUCAUCAUCAUCAGUGUCCUCUUCCUCAUCACGUGUGACGUCUGUGCAGAUCCUGCAGGGUCUACGGCUCUUUCUGUCCCAGAUGAAGUGCUGCCUGCUGGACAGUGGAGAGCUGGAGCCUCCCAUUGACACCCUGGUGCCAGAGAGCGAGAAAGACCUGGCGCUGGAGCGGGCCAUGUUCUCCUGCAUACUCAGACCUCUGAAGUCCCACCUUGAAAAAGCCCUGAUGGCGUUGCACAAUCAGGAUGGCUCUAACGAGCGCCUCACCCAGAACAUGCUGCUUCUGAGAGGGGACGAUGCCAUGGACCAGCUCGGUGUGCAAACGGGCGUCCCGGACAGCCGUGAGGUGGAGAGAGUGAAGCAGAAGCUGGUCCUGAUGCAGCGGACACACUCGCCUAUCGAUAAGGUCCUCCUUCUGCUGCAAGUCUGCAAAUGUGUCCACAAGGCAAUGGGGACCUUAUAUGGACAGGAAGUGAGUUGGGAGGACUUCCUGCCAUCGUUGUCAUACUUGAUUGUGCAGUGUAAUAGGCCUCACAUUCUGAUAGAGGUGGAGUACAUGAUGGAGCUGCUGGAGCCGUCCUGGCUCGGAGGAGAGGGUGGAUACUACCUGACCAGUGUGUAUGCCAGCCUGCAUCUGAUCCAGAGCCUGGACCAGAACAAACCGUUCUCAGGCUGCCUGAUGCCGGAGACCCAAGAGGCGCUGAAGGAGUGGAGCUGCAGACGGAGCCAAGAGGCCCAGAAACAAAAAGAGAACCGGCACAGCCAGAGGUGCGUUCGGAUACUGUUCCAGGACGGGGAGCGGAGCGCCGUGCGGACGUUGCAGUGGAGAGCAGGGGAGACCAGCCAGGCCCUGGCGCAGCUGUGUGCCACCACCUUCGAAGUGUCCGACCCGCAGCAAUACACCCUGUACUGGCGCAGCGGCGGCGAGAUGAGGGCCCUGCCGGCUCAGGCUCAGCCCCAGGACCUGGCCAGCCACACUGAGGGAGGCCCCUCGCUCUCCUACCUGAGGACCGACCACGACUUCAGCAAGAUGCGGCGGCUCACCAGAGGUGGCGCCGUGGACCUGAGCGAGUCGGUGUGUGAGGAGUGA